Messenger RNA from Mytilus californianus (California mussel), 1560 nucleotides. RefSeq lists its product as uncharacterized. Bases 327 to 1265 code for a protein of 312 amino acids. The record is from RefSeq and is a predicted model, not a curated record. NCBI's taxonomy places the organism in Eukaryota, Metazoa, Mollusca, Bivalvia, Mytilida, Mytilidae. The transcript has a single exon.
GAUUUUAACAUUUAUACUUCUUUGACAGACUGCUUGAAAUAAAAGAAUUUUAAAUGCGUUGUUUAUAAUAAAGCUGGCAAUAUAACGGUGUGUUCACAGAUUGAACUGUGUAAAGUUAGGAUUCACGACAGAUUAUCGUCUGACGGAUUAUCUCUGGGAGUCGUAACCAUAAUAAGGAUUUACUUAUGAGCCGGAUAAUUUAAGUUCAUUUCAAUCUAUUGUGGAAAUGUAAAAUCACUUUAGUUAGUUAUGUUAUUUUAACAAAUUAUUUUUAAUUUUAUUGAGACGAGGUGUUUUGGAAUACCAGUUACAAUUUGUGAUACACAAUGAGAUUAUUUCAGUCACACACGUUACUGGAGGCAGCUGUGGAGCCUGCUCCUUCGUUUUUGAGGGAUCCGACACGUGAACAUUUGAAAACAUUGGUGCAUUACAGGGAUGCCAGAAACAGAUUGCCGACACCAGAUAAAGUCGCCAUCAUGGAUCUGUCGCAUAGUUUUGAAAAGAGGCGAUUAGGAAAACAGCAACAGAUUCUGUCCGAAAUGAACCAACGGUGCCGAGAACAAGAGGUAUCUGACAUGUCGUCAAAACUAUCAGCAAAGUGUAGUUUAAGUCCUUCAGAAAACAAAAGUAAAGAAGUAACAUUUUAUUCUACAAACUUUAUGACAAAACCAAAACAAAGGACGUAUGUGGGAGCAGUGGAUGUUGUAGACCCUCGGAGUUUGUCGCCCACCAGUACAAAUACUCCUGGGGUUUAUGAAAAAACAUACAAACAUUUUCCAGCACGACGUGUCAUUAAAAAUCAAGGAAAGUUUGACUUUGUCAGGUCACCUAUUCAGUUUGAACGACCACCUCGGAUAUCACCAGUACUUUUCAAGAAGAACAAUCCUGUGCACUCUAGUACGGACUCAUUGCAGAAAGCCCGAUUAAUGCAAAAUCAACGUAUUAACGGAACGAUACAACUGGAACAUUAUACCCCACGUAUGGACGGGUUAGCCCCCCUUGUUCUGCCUACAAUUGAUACAGGAUAUCCAACAGACACACGUGUAGAAUCUAUUUCUGCGUCUAGAGUCCAGCUCGGAUCACGAACAAUAACAAACCAAGGACCGGACAGCAUUAUGACAAAUAGUACUAAAACGAACAAAAGUAGUACAAGACUGUCCAAACAUUCUAAAAGUAUGAAAAAUGAAAAAUCCGAACUUCAAAGUAUUGUUGCAAAAAGUGGAAGUUCACCACCCCCGAAUUCUACGGAACAAAAUCAGGAGUGAUAUAGUUUUUGGUGGAAUUUUCUACUAUACGGCAUUUUGAUACAGACCAUAUAAACUUAAAAUUUAUUGGGAUUUACACGUUAAAUCAAAAUUCCAUAUUGACAGAUAGGUAUAUACAUAUUUUACAUAUCUUUUAAUGAUACGCAAGUGUUAAUAGUUUGAGAAGUCCAGAUAAUUCGAAUUUAAUUUAAUCAGACUAUAUCUGAAACAUUUAUGUUGAAAAAUCCUAUAUUCAGAAUAAUCCUUGGUGUAAAUAUACAGAGUAAAGAAGAAAAAUUAAAACAUACGUGAUGAU